Seriola dumerili (greater amberjack) is the source of this 3466-nucleotide messenger RNA. It is a transcript of the gene mlip, whose product is annotated as muscular LMNA interacting protein. Gene Ontology annotation, molecular function: transcription corepressor activity; lamin binding. The coding region runs from base 389 to 1603 and encodes 404 amino acids. The record is from RefSeq and is a predicted model, not a curated record. Gene Ontology annotation, biological process: negative regulation of transcription by RNA polymerase II. Gene Ontology annotation, cellular component: nuclear envelope; PML body; sarcolemma. Lineage: Eukaryota; Metazoa; Chordata; Actinopteri; Carangiformes; Carangidae. The transcript is spliced from 13 exons.
CCCAGCAGGCUGACUGCUGUCUGCAAGCUAUUUGUGGCUAUUAUGUGUCUAUAAAAGGAAAUCUGCAGGGUGAUACACACACCAACAGUAAUACACUUUGAACUUCGGGAGACAGUGCUGAAGAGGGGGCAUCUUGCUUUCUGUAUCUGCCCUGAUCAACAUUUAUCCUGAGAGAAGUUUUCUGAAGCCUGGACACAUGCGACACGUCUGGAUGGAGAGGCGUUUGAAGCAGAAAUGGACAGUUUGAAUAAGAGUCUGGGAAAGGUCUGACAUGCCACAAGAAAUAACUGAGUGAGAGCACGCAGACCGCGAGGCGAUAUGUAGCACAGUGAACCAGUGGUGGUUGGAAAUGUGAUCUGUGAGGACGGCAUGACCUCGGCAACGCUCGAUGCGAUUUAACAUUCAAGAGGGCUCCAAUGGGCAAGUUUCAAUAGGAGUGCCAUCUAAGCCUUCUUUUUUCACAUUUGUGCCAGUGGUGCACAAACUACCAUUUCAAAGCAUUAUUAGUGAAGAGGAGACAUCUGCAGCUCUCACAGGAACACCAAAUAAGAACGUAGCUGUGUCCCAUGAGAAGACAACCGGGGAGACCAUGUCGGACGGGGAGAUUUUCAAAGCAGAGAAAGUCUUUAUUAAAGACUCUUUGGAGGGAGGAGCAGGAAACAUAAUCCAACCGCUGACAGAACUUCAAUUGAAGCCUUCGCUGGAUCACGUGAGCCUAUCUCACACCGAAGCCUCUCCCUCAGUCAGCGCUCAGUCUGAAAAUACACCCAACCACGCAGCCGCCGGCACGGCCUCUAUGGAAACAGCUGUUGAUAAACACAGGGGCAUUUCCCAGCGGCAGUGUCACGAUACCUCUGGACGUGCUGAGACACACAAGAUUAAGUUAAGCUACAAAUCACUCGCUGCAAUUCCCACAAACACCCUCCUGUUGGAUCAGCAGGCGAUCGACGAGCAGGUAGAGCGAGAGGACAGUCCCUGUGACACGUUGGACAGAGAUGUUGAGGACACUCACGCUGAGAUGUGCUCACCUGCUCAGCUCCGGCAACAGUCGGAGGAACUUUACGCAGUUAUUGAUGAGAUAUUGGCGAAUUCCAUUCCAGCAACCUCCAGGUCAUCGACUCCCAACGCUGGUGUGCAGCAGAACAAUUCAACCCUUCCAAAAUCCUUGGGACGUGAAACCAAAUAUGCAUCUCUUAGCAGCUUGUACCCAUCUGCCAGCAUGGAAAGAAAGUUGAUGGAUCCUAGAAAGACGAAGCCCGGGGUUAUUCGCCCCAUGACGGCCAUUCCAAGACUGACAGUGGAGGAUGAGGAAGAAUUUUAUCCAAACCCCUUCAAGCAGUCUGUCGUCAAGCAGACUUUAACUGCCAACAAAAAGGAAAAGGUGGCAAAUAUGAGUCCCGAAGAAGCAGGGAAAGAUUUUUUCACAAGUUCUAAAGGCAAAACCAUGAGAGAGGAGAGGAAGCCUGGAAGAAGAAGUCCAUUCUCAUUAUGUGACCUGCAGAUUACAGAGCCUGAAGACCUGAUCGGCCGUCCUGUGAAAGAUGCUGCAGCGUCUUUCAGUCCUUCUGAGGGGCGGAUGGAAGCUUUUGAGACUCAUAUUUAAAGCAUUAACACAAAAGCAUUAAUCCUUAAUCCUAUCAAUUUUUUUUCAGUGAACAAUCUGCUAAAACAUAUUCAGUAUUUAAGCCCAUUGCACAAUUAAAGGAGGAACCAAAGAUUAAUUGCACCUUACCUAUAUUAGUGAAUGAGUGCAUCAUCAUAUAGUAUGCACAGCUGUUUACAGCAGUUGACUACAAGAAUUUAAGAUGCCUUACAAAGACACUAAAAAGUCAUGCAGUUGCGUUUGCUAAUUCCCAACCCCCUUGGUCUGUCAAGUUUUCUGAUCUCCCUUAGGUGCAGUUUACCAUGAUAAGUGGUGGCAGUUUCGUGUUUUGAAACAAUUAAAUUCAGACUGAGGAAGACAAAAGCUUUUCUAGUUUGCAACCAUAAAUUUUGCUGUCUCAAAUGACAAGUGCUCCUAGCAUAUUUUAUCAGCUCCAGCUAGCUAAUUAAGCUCAUGUUAGCUCUGUCACUUGGCUGAAAACACUGUCUCCCGAAGAGUUUUUAAUGAUUCCUGCUCACUUGUUAGAGACCUCUGUAAGAUGGUCUUAAAUAUGUUACAAGGUGUUGUGCUAAAAGACUGAGACUAAAUCUAGGUUACGCUAAGAAAGAAGUGGUUUGUCUGACUUCAUCAGAAGGCAGAGGUGUUUGUAUCUGUUUGUAUUAGUUAUCUGAAAAAGCCGUCCGUCAUGGAAGAAGACACUAUCCAUUAAAUAUGGGGAUAACAACAGCUAUUUUCAGACACUCUCCUGCCUUCACGGUGAUGCACUUGGCUGUGCAAUAGUUGUGUUGUAGGUGUGAAUGUUUGAUUGUUGGAUUUGGUUACAGAAACUGUCAGACUCAGCCCCUGCCGAAAGGUUUGUGUUAGUCUGCUUGUUUGACUAUAGUUGUGGGGUCCAAAAACUGGAAGCCCAUGAUACUUGUGGGGUCUGUGGUGCUUCGUGGGGACCAAAAUGCUGGACCCCAAAUGUUUAGGGCUUUUUGGACAUAUUAAGGGUUAGGGUUAGAAUUACGUUUAGGUUAUUGUUAGGGUUAGGGUUGAGGUUAGGCAUUUAGUUGGGAUAGUUAAAGUUAAGGUAAGGGGCUAGGGAAUCCAGCAUGUCAAGGAUAGGUCCUCCAAAAGAUAGCUGUACAAAUGUGUGUGUGUGUGUGUGUGUGUGUGUAUGUGUGUGUGUGCAUCUAUUUUGCCGUCUGAUGUGCAUUUCUGACAAAGUUCACCGGCGCCGCCAUCACCAGUUGAUGACUCAUGUGCCGUAAAUAAAGAAACAGCGUUGUUCUUGUAUUGCAGUAUUGAACUAGUUAAACCUAGCAUUAUAAGUAUGAUAAGAAAAAAGGAUCAGACUGUACCUUUAUUUUGUACUGUUUAUAUUUUUAAUCAGCAUGUUAACUUGAAUGUAACACUUUCUCAGAUAAAAAGACUGACUGAAAUAUUUCCUAAAUCCAAUAAAAAGCUGACAGAGCUGCUGAAGUUACCCUUGGACAGUUGGACUUUGGGGGAUGAGUUUAGCAAACGGUCAGUUGGUGCAAAACCUCCAGUAGCAACAAAAGAUAUUUCAAAUCUGAUUAUAGCCCUGAAUUUCACUUUCAAGCAAAAGCUAUUUUGAAGAAAAUGUAAAAAAGCGUACAGGCUUUUGUGUGAUGAAUUCACACGGUAAGGGUAAUUGUGGUAUAAUAUAAAAGUCACGCAAUUUUGUAACUCAACACUACUAUAAAGAAAAUACUAUUUUGAUAUUAUUAAUCGAUUCAAGGAGAAACUGUAUUAUGUAAUAAAGGACUUCCCUGUCUUGCUUGAGUUUCACUGUAUAAACCUUCCGCUGCCAAAUGCACAUUUCCAUGUUGAUAUAAAUAAAAUUACAGGCUAAUGACA